AUGGCUAUUCCAUCCCUUUUAAGUUGUAAAAGCAAUAACAGUUCUACUGACGACAAGAUAGAGGAAUGCACAAAUAACGUGUACGAAUUAAAGAAUGAAUAUAUAUUUGUUUAUCGAUGUAAUAUAUGUUUAUUAUUAUUUACAUGUGUGUAUACAUUUGCAGAACAUAUUACUUCGGAAAACCAUAGAGUUAAACAAUUAGAUGCUUUAAAAAAGGAUAAAUAUUUCAACUGUUUGAGAUGUAAAUAUAUUUGUUUGAGUGUUGUUAAAAUGAUUAAACAUAUUGAAUUAUAUAAUCAUGGACAUAAUAUUUUGAAGAAAAUAAAAAAAAAAAUCCUGUACACUGGAAAGGCUAGUUGUGAAUGUAAAAUGAAAUGUUAUUUUUUUUAUUCUCAAAAUAAAAAUUUAACAAACAUAGAGAGGUGUACUACGUUAUAUAAUGAUAAUAAUAUAGAGCGAUAUGGACUAAAUGUUGAAGACAGAUAUGUUAUCCAUGAUAUAAAUGUAGAACAUAGAGUGAAUAAUAUGAACAAUGAAAAGAAAGAAACAAAAAAGAAAUACAAUAAUAAAAUGUAUAAUGAUGUUGAUGAUGAUAAUGAUGAUAAUGGUGAUAAUGAUGAUAAUGAUUAUAAUGAUGAUAAUGGUAAUAAUGAUGAUAAUGGUAAUAAUGAUGAUAAUGGUGAUAAUAAUAAUGGUAAUAAUAAUAAUUAUAAUAAUAAUAAUAAUAAUAAUAAUAAUGGUAAUAAUAAUAAUUAUUAUAAUAAUAAUUAUUAUAAUAAUAGUAAUUGUAAAAUACAAGAAUUUAUUAUGCCACUAGAUAAUAAUAAUAAUGAUAUCACAUUACAAAAUAAAUAUGUAUCCUUAAAUAAUAUACAAAAUAAAGAAUUCAUUAAAAAAUAUUCCUUACCAAUAAUCAUGGGGGGAAGUCAUGUAGCUACCAAGAGUUAUAUGAAUUUGCAACAUGAUAAGAGUGAUGAUCAAGAAUAUAAUUCAUAUCCCUAUAAUAGAGAUAAAGAACAAAUGGAUAUAGAUUAUUCAUAUCAUAGUGUAGAAAAAAUAAAUAAUAUCCAUACCAACGUUUUACUGAAACUUGAAGAAACAACUAAAAAUGAAACACACAAAGAAUAUAUGAACAAUAUUCUUUAUGAUCAGAAUAAAAAUGAAAAAAGAAAUUUAUUAAUACAUAUGUAUGAAAAUAAUUACAAUUUCAAUGAUAAUAUAAUAUUAAAUAAUAAUAAAUCAUAUAUAGAAAAAGAUUUUUUAUCUAAUGAUGAAAAAAGAAUUAACUCUAUACAAUAUGGAAUAGAUCAUUUUGAUUUUAAUAUGAAUAAAAGAAAUACAUAUCCUACAGAUGUAGCUAGCCAUUCAUUAAUAAAAAAUUUAAUUCCGAAUAUUAACAAUUCAUAUUCGUCUAAUAUAAAUAAUAAAAUGAAUGAGGCUAAAAUGAAUCAUAAUAUAAAUAAUCUGCAUAAUUAUAUGAAUAAAUAUACAUGCUCUAAUUUUAUACUACCUGGGGAAACAAACGAUGAAAAAAAUAAAGAAGAACAAAACAGAUCAUACAAUUUAAACAAGAGGGAUUAUAUACUUCGUAAUUUAAUACAUGAAGAGAAUACUAUAAAUAAUACAAAUAGUACAAAUCAUACAAAUCAUACAAAUAAUACAAAUCAUCAAUUUCAAAAUAACAAACGUGAAGAUAAUUCUCUCUGCCUUUAUAAUGAUGAUAUUGAAAAAAAUUCAUUUUACGAAAAUAGACAUAUAUAUUUUGAUGCAAUUUUUAAUUCAUAUUUUCUUAAAGAUAUUCUACAUAAUGGAAAAGAUAAAGGCGAUAAUUGUAUUGAUGUUGAAAAUUAUGAAAUGAAAAAUGAGGAAGAAGAAAUAAAACAAUUUAUACCGGUAAAUUUAAAUCCAUGUUUUUAUCAGAAUGAGCCUGAUAUAUUAUUGAAAUUACCACACGAAGAGAAAAAAAUUGCUGAAGAGAUGGUUGGUUAUGUGAACAAAAAUGUUGAUAAUGUAAAUAAUGAAAAUAAUGAUGAUGGUAAUUAUAACAAUAAUAAUAAUAUAAUUUUAAAUGAACAACCAUGUUAUAAUAAUAUAGAACAAGAAAUACUCAUGAACAUGAAUAAAUCGUUUUUCAAAGGUUUAAAUAAAAAUACAAAAGAAGACAUACAAAAUUUACAUGGAAAAAAAUGUUCUGACAAUAUGUGUGAAGAAACAAAUAAAGAACAGGAUAUAGUAGAAAAUAUUUAUAUGAAAAAUAUAUAUAAUAAUAUAUUAAAUAGGAACAAUGACGAGAAUAAUAAUAUUCAAGAUAAAUCUAAUAAUACAAGUAUAUGUGAUAUAAAUAAAAAUGAAUCUUUGUCCUCUUUACAUAAUAUAAAAAAUCAGAGCGAAAAUAAUAAAUACAAUAAAAUGAAUGAAAAUAAUAAUGAUUAUUACUUGAAUAAAAUAGGACACGACGUAAAUAAUUUUUUAAAUAUAUUAUUUGAUAAAAAAAAUGAAAUGAUGAAUAAUAAGAACAGUGUGGUGAAUAGUAUGUAUACGUCAGACAAUAAAUUGGAUAUAACACAUAAUAAUAAAAACAACAAUAAUAAUAAUAAUAAUAAAAACGACAAUAAUAAUAAUAAUAAAAACAACAACAAUAAUAAUAAUAAAAACAACAACAAUAAUAAUAAUAAUAAUAGUAAUCUUUUUUGUAAUUAUGAUAUUCAGUAUGCACCCAUUUAUGAUAAAUCGCAUUUAUCCAAUGAAAAAAAUAAUUUAUCUUAUGAUUUAAAUCUAUCUUCUUUACCAAGCAGUAACAUGAAUAAAAAUUUGAUAUAUUAUGAAAAAAAUAGUAACCUUCUUAAUAAUAAUACAAACCAUACAAAUAUACAAGAAGAUAUAAAUCAUAGCGAUGUAGAAGGAAAAAAAGAAAACCAUUCAUGCAAUUUGUUACCACAUAACAUUUGUUAUAUUGAUAAAAAGGUAGAUGAAAAUAAUGGACAUAUAUUAUCACAUGAACAAAGUUAUAAUAUGAUUUCUCAAAAAAAUGUUUAUAACAAUUUAUAUCAUGUGAAUACAGAUAAUGAGAAACCAAAAAAAGUAAUAAUAAAAGAUCAAGGUGAUAAUACGAAUAUUUAUAUCUCUAAUGAAUAUACAGAGGCAAAUAAAAAGAGAAUAUUAUUCGUUAAAGAAAUAAAUGAAAUAAAAAAAAUAAUCCAAAAAGAAACUAUGAACAGCAAUGUAAAUAAUAUAUAUUUCAACAAUAAUAAUAAUAUUAAUAAUAAUAAUAAUAAUAAUAUUAAUAAUAAUGUUUAUAAUAGUCCUGUUGAAAAUAUUAUAAAUAUGAAACCAUUAAUAUAUUAUGGUAAGGAAAAAAUCUUACAUAAAGGAAAAUUUAAAAAAUAUUAUACUACUCCUCCUAUUCCUGAUAAUAAUAAUUCAUAUGAAAUUAGGAUGGUACAAAAAAGUAAUACAGAUACUUAUGCAGCUAACAUAAAAUAA
Plasmodium reichenowi is the source of this 3483-nucleotide messenger RNA. RefSeq lists its product as hypothetical. The transcript has a single exon. The record is from RefSeq and is a predicted model, not a curated record. Lineage: Eukaryota; Apicomplexa; Aconoidasida; Haemosporida; Plasmodiidae. Bases 1 to 3483 code for a protein of 1160 amino acids.